AUGCCAUUCGUCUUCGAGACGGAAGACGUUUGUGAAAGACGAACGAAGAGACGCAAGAUUACACCAUACCUGAACAUGGCGAGGGAUUCGGCUCAGGCAUAUUACGAUAUUGAGGUGUCUCCCAAGAGCCAGGCAAAUGGAGCACAAGACAAUUCUCGCUUUGUAAAGCAGAGAAUUGAGGAGAGAGCACCUGUACCUGUUACAACUAGUGAUCGAGAAGAGUUGAUCCAGUGUAUUAAAAAGGGACAACGGCCAACCUGGGUGCCCAAGCCUGGGCUUGAGGCUCUAUGUGCUGAAGUCAAUGCUGAACAAAAGGAUACCCGUGCCAAUCUGGCACAGUCCAAAAAGGGUUCUCACUCUUCAAAGAUGCAAGACUUGCACGAAUGGGAACGACCAAGCCCUACAUCCACCCAUUCAGUGACCGCCACAGAAUCUUUGAGACGAUCCUUGUCUGCCUUACACACUGGGAACUUUCGAGACGAGCAGUGUCCCCCUGCAGACAUUAACGCUAUUUCAACGCCGACAAGGCCCUAUCCGCUUGCCAGUUAUGGAGCUCCGUCGCUAACAGCAUUUUCCGAUGUGCAGCAUCUUGCCACUUUGCCGUCACCUACCGAGCAUUCAAAUGCCUUGAGACGAUGCCGAGCGCCUUCUUUAGGGAACGGCUUGUCAUCAAGCUUCGUCAUGCGGGUUCCAACCAGUCCACUAGUCCACGCAGUGAACAGUCCUUCCUUAGACUUUCCCACACAAGAAUCCCAAUGCAACGACGGAUCCAAGACCUCCAGGAGGCGGACUAUGCCGCCGAGUGCUUUUCAGCCCUUGUGUGCCUUGCCCCUCGAUCAUCAUCCAUCCAGCAGUGCAAACCUACCGUCAACGUCAUAUCCUCAUCAUGAAAGGAACAUUCUGCCUCAUCGACCUCGUCGCUCACUCAGCUCGUUUACCUACCAGCCGGCAAGCAGCCCCCAGCUAUACUUUCCAGGCAGGCCAAGGCGUCCAUCGGUGACAUCGGAUCCCUCACCUCGCCAGCGGGCAUCCAUGGUUGGGUCUUUCGAGGAGUCUAUUCUCCGAGGUCGAAUGUCCACUCCCGCUUCUAAACCUCUCGAUUUUGUUGCACAAAUUGGCGUGGUUGGGAAGGGCAAUUGUCCACCGAGUUUGAAAUGCCCAGCGCAUGUCACCGUUCCCUUCCCUGCCGUUUUCUACAACUAUCCAUCUGCCCAUAACUUCAGGUCUAUAUCAGAUGAUAACCCAAGUCCUUAUGUUGGGACAAUUGAUCUGGAACGAAACUUGAAACCUCCUGAACCUCCAUCCCGACGGCUCCGGCGCUCUCAUGAGCCUGCUGAUAUCGAAGACUCAAGAUCUGAGGCUACAGUUGUGGAAAAGCCCUUCUCCAGAGAUGUGUCAGAAAGACGGAGCAAACGAAGUAGCUGUCCCAGAGUACCUACAGGGGGUGCCUAUCGAGUGCCACAAAAGGGUCAGUUGCAGAUCAUCAUCAAAAACCCAAAUAAAACCGCGGUGAAGCUUUUCCUGGUACCUUACGAUCUCGAGGGAAUGUCCCCAGGAACGAAGACAUUUGUUCGACAGCGAAGCUUCUCGUCAGGCCCAAUCUUGGAAAACGCACUAAUGGAAAACAAUGUGAACGCGUCAGCGUAUGACCCCCUGAGUAACAAAGAUAUUCUCCGGUAUCUAAUCCACCUGAAAUUUUGUUCGACGGGUAAGGCCCGAUUCUAUCUCUACGACAAUAUUCGCGUUGUUUUUGCCAACCGCGUGCCUGAUGGCAAGGAAAAGCUGAGAAAUGAGGUGCAACUGCCUGAACCGAGGUUCAGUCCAUACAAGCCAGCUGAGAUUGGAUCCCGAAGUCCGAGCAUUUCCGAGCACAAGUUCUCGAGUUCAUUGAAAGAAUCGACCUAUACAGAUCUCGGAAGCCUAGAUGACAUGCUCAACCCGCGUGUGAUUCCAUCUGACAACGCGGGAGAGGCUCCUUCAAUGGGUAUGUUUCACACUGCCCGUUCUGAGAAAUCAUCUCUUGUAGGCCUCAACAUAGUCAACGGGAACGAAGAGAUGUGUGCCGCAGCCGAUCAAAGCGUGCCUGCGGUCUCUGGGUUCUUGCCAUCAACGUCUUCGCGAAAUUCACCUGUUCCCUGGCUGGACCCUAGUGGCAACCCUGUUGCGCGUGGACUGUCCCCCGCGCCGUUGGAAGUGGGCGAUGGUUUGAUCUCGCGCAAGCUUCGAGAGUUAAACGGCACUGCCGGCAGGCCUUCGUGA
Exophiala spinifera is the source of this 2259-nucleotide messenger RNA. RefSeq lists its product as uncharacterized. Bases 1 to 2259 code for a protein of 752 amino acids. The transcript has a single exon. The record is from RefSeq and is a predicted model, not a curated record. NCBI's taxonomy places the organism in Eukaryota, Fungi, Ascomycota, Eurotiomycetes, Chaetothyriales, Herpotrichiellaceae.